Amphibalanus amphitrite is the source of this 4557-nucleotide messenger RNA. RefSeq lists its product as uncharacterized. Lineage: Eukaryota; Metazoa; Arthropoda; Thecostraca; Balanomorpha; Balanidae. The transcript is spliced from 2 exons. The record is from RefSeq and is a predicted model, not a curated record. Bases 2459 to 4150 code for a protein of 563 amino acids.
CAGCCUCCAAUUCCCGUUAUGUUCUCGGCGUGUAUCAUUGCCUGUUGGCCCGUUCUAUGUUGUGGUCGAACCCCUGCAGUUUGCAGCCGUCUGUGAUGACGCUGUUGCGCCGGUGCGCGGUCUGCCGGUGGGCUGCACUGGCAGCCGGGGUGUCCAGCCCGCAGGUUGGGAUGCGCUGUCUGUCCUGGCUCCGGUCCACCGUCCGGCGCGGUGUUCGGAGUCCCUGCCAGGGGCACGUGCUGGCCUGUUGCCAGCUAUGUUUCCAUCGCCAGGUGGAACCCGUCGGGGUGUUGCAUGAGACCCUACAGCGGAACACAUGACCACCGCUCCCGCCGGUGUGACCUGUGGGUCACUUUCAUUGGGAUGAUCCGUGAGCUUGACCCGGCUAUUCGCCGUGUCGCUCCCCUGGUCCUGCUCGGUAGGCCCCGUGCACUACCAAUGGGCCAGCGUUUGUUCCGUGAUUUCCUGGCCCAUACAAACGGGGUUAGCGCUAUCCGUCCCGGCUCUGUUACUUCGUCUGGCGAGGUGUUCGGAGUCUCUGCCUGGGGCACGUCACGGCAGGUUCUGCUCCACGGGAUUCGUUGCAUGCAUCGCCCUUAGCGCUCCCGGAUUUCGCUCCCUUGACCCGGCUCGGCGCACCGACGGGCUCAGUUAUUCCAUUAUGUCCCGGAAAGUAACGGGGAUCGGCAUAUGUAUGUUUUCGAAUAUAUUUGUACUGGCCAUGCUUCGCAUGUCGCAACAUUACGUGUUAACUACCCGAGCCGUGACAACGCUAUGACUUGGCUGUCCUCGCCCUGUUGUUCCAGGUCAUGCUAAUAGUAGUCGGCGUCAGUUUCGCGUAUUGGGCGGGCCGCCGAAGAGGGCUGCACGGGCGGGUCCGCACGGCGGGCUGGCGCGGGGCCCGUAUUGCCGACGACGGGUUUCGGCAGUGGGCAAUUGCGACCGUCCGGCAGCUCCGUCCCACGCAGGUCCUGCUGGUUGCUGGCGGCAACGACGUCGCCUCCAAUCCGUUUAGCCCUCGCGUGCUCGUGCAGCUCUUUCGGGAGCUGGCGCUCGGGAUCUUUGCCGCUGGCGCCCGUCAGUUACACCUGCUGCCGAUUCCGCCGCGAGCAGUCUGCCGGCGUGGGCCGGUCUCGGUGGCGGCGUUUCGUCGUCGGCGGCGGCUGAUGAACCUCCUCCUCCGGCGGCUAUGCGGGAAACACCGCGAGGACUUCCCAGUGACCCUCUGCCCUUCCAACCAGCGAUGGGCUUUGUGGGCGCCGAUGGGGUCCACCCUUCCGGGGAGGGCUGGGCAUGCCUCAUCGAUCUGAUAAAUGCGACCGCCGCCUCUACCCUCCUCAUCUGAGGGCGCCCCACUGACUGGUGUGUUCGGCAUAACACGUGUGCACUGUGAUGUCAAUACAGGACCGUCUAACCGUCGUGUGUUUCUCGUUUCAUGACUACCGAGCCAUGCCGAAGGCGCGCGCGCCGGUGCGCGGCCGCGCAGUGAGCCAGCCGGACGGCGCUGCGCGCGCCCGCCGCCAAUCCACGCGGCGCCAGUCCGGCGCGUCAGUCCCCGCCGGGCCCCGGCGGCGAGCAGCCGCGCCGCCCCGCGGCAGACAGCCGUCGGAGCCAGCCGCUACGCAGCGGCCCGCUGUCGCCGGGCAGGCGGUCGUGCUCGACGCCGCUCAGUUGCGGGCCGUCGUCGCAGACGUCGUGCGGGACGCGCUGCUGACCGUCGGCCCGACCGCUGCCUGUGGCUCUACCGGGCUCGCGGGCUGCCGCGACGCCGCCGGACCCUCAGCACAGCAGGAUACGCCGCCGACCACUACACGUUCGCCAUCGCCGCCGCCGGCGCUGCCGCCGCCAAUGGCACCGCCGCCGCCGCCUCUACCACCACCAUCGGCGACACCUCCGACCGGCUCUCCGCCACAUCUGCCAGGUACAAGCGCCGGGCUGGGGCUAGAGCUGUGUGAAGAUACCUCGGCGGUGGCGCCGGCAUUGCGGAGCAGGAUCCAGGCGGACAAAUUCGUCGAUCUAGCUCUACUACUCGAUUCCUAUGACCGGUCCGCUACCGAGCGUCCACCCUCCUUCCAGCUGGUCGACGGCACCUUGCGCGCCGCUCCUCGCGUGACACGCCCAAUUACCUCGUUCGGUGCGUGGAGCAUCGCAUUUACGCGGUUUGCCGGCAUCUACGCCGAGGCGCACCCAGACGCGGCGGUGGGCCUUCUCGCUUACAUGCGGCAGGUUGGCUCCCUGUCCGUGAGCGGUCUGGGCGUCGCAUGGCGCGACUUUGAUGAGACCUUUCGGCGGGCACGCGAAUCAGACCCCGCUCGUCACCCUUGGGGUGCCACCGCCGCUACGUCCCCCUUAUGGCUCAUGGCCAUAGCCAGGGGUGUUGGCGGCGUGGCCAGAGCCGCUCCGGUUCCGCAGCGACAAGCGGCCGCUGGAUCUCGAUUUCGGCCAUGCUUCGCAUACAAUGGCCAACAGGGCUGCUCGGCCCGCGUCUGUCGGUUCACUCACGCCUGCCGUACAUGCCGCGGCAGUCACCCGGCACAUCAGUGUGCCACUCGACCUGCCCGGCCGGUGCACAGACGCGCCGGCCCCGGCAGCGCCGCCGCCGGUGCAGCUGGCUCCCGCUAAACCAUCUUGUACAUCUGCCGUCGCCUUUUCGCCGAUGGUGCCGGCCGACACGCUCCACCAGCUUCUGUCCGGCUACAAUGAAGAGUUGCGCCACUAUCUAGUGUCGGGGUUUCGCUCUGGAUUUUCCACUGGCUCUGCCAUAACCGGGACAGGGGGGUCAACACACAACCUUCCUUCCUGUGAUCUCGCACCUCAAAUUAUUGACGAUUACGUAUCUUCGGAGCUGAAGGCCGGCCGCCUCGCCGGUCCGUUUGCCGCUGACGGGCCCUCCCCGGUUAAGCGUAUCUCACCCAUCGGUCUGGUGCCAAAAAAGUCGCCGGGCUCCUUCCGCGUGAUCCAUCACCUAUCUUUCCCGGCCGGUGAGUCUAUCAAUGACUACAUACCACGCGAGUUCACGGCCGUGCAAUACGGUUCCUUGGACGAGGCGGUGGAGUACAUCUCCCAUUUUGACCACGCAUUUUUGGCUAAAUCUGACAUCGUGCAAGCCUUCCGCCUACUGCCCACGACCGAACGUGAUUCUGCGCUACUCGGCUUCCGCUGGCGCGGGCUGAUCUACGCCGACCGUGCGCUGCCCAUGGGGUGUGCAAGCAGUGCUCAGAUUUUUCAGACUUUCAGCGACGCGCUGGUAUGGAUAGCGCAGCGCCACUUCGGCGCCGGCCACAUCGUCGCCGUGCUGGACGAUUUUCUUUUUAUCGGCGCGUCGAAGUCGGCAUGUGCGUCGUCCCUGCGGGGCUUCACGGCCAUGUGCCACCUCCUCAACGUCCCCCUCCAUCCCGACAAGACGGUGCUGCCCUGCCAGCGGCUCACAUUUUUAGGGGUGGAGCUGGACGUCGCAGAACGGGUUUUGCGCCUGCCCACCGAUAAAGUGGAGCGAGCAAGGGAUGCCGUGGCCGACCUCAGCCGGCGGCGGAAAGCACCCCUACGGCAAGUUCAGACCUGCAUUGGGCUGUUGAACUUUGCGUGCCUCGCAGUGCCGCUCGGCCGGCCGUUCCUUCGUCGUCUCUCCGAUCUCUGCGCCGGUGUCCGUCGGCCGCACCACCGCGUCUCCCUCACCAGGGCGUCGCGCCUCGACAUGUCAGCCUGGCUUCUAUUCCUGCAGCACUUCAACGGGCGUUCGCUGCUCGAUGAGCGGCGCUGGACGCAGGCGGCCGCGGUGUGUCUGGAGACCGACGCCUCUGCCGGGGUGGGUCUCGGGGCCAUCUGCGGCUCACGCUGGCUGCUCGGGACGUGGCCCGAAUGGCUUCAAGGCGCCGAUAUCGGAGUGCUAGAGCUCGUCGCCGUCGUCGUUGCUAUGCACGUGUGGGCAUCAGACUUGACCCGCCGCUGCGUCAUAGUCCGAUCGGACAACAGCGGCGUCGUCGCGGCCAUUAACUCGCAGUCCCAGUGCUCACCGCCGGGUCCCAGGGUUUUCGUGUGGCGGUUUAUGGUUAGCCAAGCGCCGCGUUCCGUUUUUUGUUUUGUGUUUCGUUGUUGGCCUCGUCCCCCGACACGGCGGGUGGCUUGCGUCCCCCGGCCGCGGGUGGCGUAGUCGCCACAUUUGCGUGCUUAUGUUCUACUGCCGCUGGUUCCUGUGUUAUGUUUAUUCACAUCGACCUGUUUCCUUGAGCGUCCUCCGACACGGCGGGUGGCCUCAGUCAUCCGGCCGCGGAGGAACGACAAGGGGCGUGGUCGCGCAAUAGUUGCGCGGUCGUCACUGUGUUCAUAUGUUAUCCAAGAGUCGCGCGUUUGCCCGCGCUUCCCCGACACAGCGGGUGCGCUGAGUUCGCCACCCGGCUGCGGGGGGCGUGGUCGCGCCACAUGCGUGAUGUAAACCGCGUUCCCGACACGGCGGAUAGUUCUUGUUCUCCGGCCGCGGGAGCGUGGUCGCACCGUAUUCCGUGCCAUUGUAUCUCAGCAUUUUCCUGCGUUGUCAAUGUGUGUGGCGCCUUUUAAUAC